GGGCGGGCGCCGGAACAGUGUCGCCGGCCGCCUGCAGGUGUCUCCCCACGGAGGGGCGCGCGUCCCUGCGCCGUGGCCGCUGCCAGGCUCCAGCGGCUCCUCGCCGAGGUGCACUCGCGCUCCGGGCUCCGGGCGCGCCGGAGCCGCUCGGCCGCUGCCGCCCGCCCCCCGCGCCCCCCGCGCUCCCCGCGCCGCGCCCUCACCCCGGGGCGGGGGAGGGCAUGGGCCCGCGCGGCGUCCUCCGCCGCCGAUCCAAGGCGCCCGAGCCCCGGGGCGCGGCGGGCAGCGGCCGCUGACGCGGGGCGCCGGCUGCCAACUUCGCGCGCGGAGCUCCCCGGCGGCGCGGGCGGCAUGAAGACGAGCCGCCGCGGCCGAGCGCUCCUGGCCGUGGCCCUGAACCUGCUGGCGCUGCUCUUCGCUACCACCGCCUUCCUCACCACGCACUGGUGCCAGGGCACGCAGCGGGUCCCCAAGCCCGGCUGCGGCCAGGGCGGGCGCGCCAACUGCCCCAACUCGGGCGCCAACGCCACGGCCAACGGCACCGCCGCCCCCGCCGCCGCCGCCGCCGCCGCCGCCGCCGCCGCCGGGAACGGCCCCCCUGGCGGCGCGCUCUACAGCUGGGAGACUGGCGACGACCGCUUCCUCUUCAGGAAUUUCCACACCGGCAUCUGGUACUCGUGCGAGGAGGAGCUCGGCGGGCUCGGUGAAACAUGUCGCAGCUUCAUUGACCUGGCCCCAGCAUCGGAGAAGGGGGUCCUGUGGCUGUCGGUGGUGUCCGAGGUGCUGUACAUCCUCCUGCUGGUGGUCGGCUUCAGCCUCAUGUGUCUCGAGCUCUUCCACUCCAGCAAUGUCAUCGACGGGCUCAAGCUCAACGCCUUCGCAGCUGUCUUCACGGUGCUGUCCGGCCUCCUGGGAAUGGUCGCCCACAUGAUGUACACACAGGUGUUCCAGGUCACCGUGAGCCUCGGCCCUGAAGACUGGAGACCCCACUCCUGGGACUACGGAUGGUCCUUCUGCCUGGCGUGGGGCUCCUUUACCUGCUGCAUGGCAGCCUCCGUCACCACACUCAACUCCUACACCAAGACGGUCAUUGAGUUCCGGCACAAGCGCAAGGUCUUUGAGCAGGGCCACCGGGAGGAGCCAACCUUCAUAGACCCUGAGGCCAUCAAGUACUUCCGGGAGAGGGAUGAAAAAAAAGAAGAACAGAAAAGAAAAGAAAAGAAAAGAAAAAAGAGAAGAAAAGAAAAAAAACAACAUUUUUCCUUGUACGGAACCUUCUCAUAGCAUUGACGAGGCUAUCUGCCGAUGAUGUCUGCCUUCCUGUAGCGUUAACACUUAGGGCUUUGUUCUGCUGUCUGGAACCAUCCAGGCCCUAGAAAAUAUUUGUUAAAAAAACAAAACACAACAACAACAACGACGACAAAAACUGUGUUCAGAGUUUGCUCCCUGGGAAGCCUAGGCCUAGCCCCUCAGUACAGUGGGCAAUCUUGGGUGCCGUUAUACGACACUUGUCAUUUUCUUUUCUUUCUUUUUUUUAAUGUUUAUUUAUUUUUGAGAGAGAAAGAGAGACGGAGAGGGAGCGGGGGAGGGGCAGAGAGAGAGGGAGACACAGAAUCCGAAGCGGGCUCCAGGCUCCGAGCCGUCAGCACAGAGCCCGACGCGGGGCUCGAACUCACGGACCACGAGAUCACGACCUGGGCCAACGUCAGAUGCUUAACACACACUUAACUGCGUCAGCAGGCGCCGCAACACUUGUCAUUUUCUGACUCGUGUGCAAGCUGCCUUCCUACCCAAUCAGAAGCUCUCUGAGGGCAGAGACUGUGAAGGGACGUAGGCACUUCUGUGGUGCACCCAGCAUGUGGUGUAGAUUACACGGAGCAGGUCCUUUGGAAGUUCUUGUUGAGUGAAUGAAUGAAUGAAUGAAUGAGUAGUCUGAGGGAACCAAAAUGAUCAGUGCAUGAGUGUUCCUGUCCCUUCUACUAGGCAUCUGGCAUUGCUCGCUGGUCAUUCAUCACCUUCCCAUGUCUCCUUCUCUAGCCCCACGCAUCUGGACACACCGGGCAACUAGACAUAAGACUCACUAGGAGGAAUCCGAAAACAGGGGUGGGGCAUUUGCCUGGGAGAGGACGGAGACGUCCCUGCAUGAGAGAAACGAGGGUAUCGGUGCAAAGAGGAGGCGAGUGGAGGAGUGCAAAGCAAGCAAAAGGCAAAAAGGAAUUGAGGAAAGAUAUCAAAACGUACGGCCAUGGGCGGUGUUCUCCCGCAGACACGAUAAUGAUUGGAAUUGUGUCUACCUCUGGGGACCAGACCGUGCUCCUGGAAGGGUGAUGCUCCUCUGGACUGGACCAGGCGGAGCUCUGCAAUUUAUCUGGGUUACAAAGAGGCGAGCGCAAUUGUGGGAACACGGCCCUGCCCAGUCUCGGGCCCAAGCAGUGCUGGGCCAGGGGUGAGGGUUUCGGUGUGCAGCUGCCCCCACCAGACCCUCGUCAGCCUCUGCUCCGUGCUUCGCAUCUCUGCCACACCAAUGCCAGCCCCCUCUGGAGCUGCAGUGAUCCUGAGACGCCAGAGGAGAAGGCAGCCACACACGUUGGUGGGAAGGAGCCACCUUCCAAACCUUCUGUGCCAGAAAUCGGAGGGCCGGGGCUUUGUUUAUGCGUAGACAUGCCUCGAGGAAGUGCUUUGAUUUAGUUAAGAAAAGAGACCCAGCUGAUAGGAGUCCAUUGGCCCCAAAUCAGGAAAUAGAGGGAAGCAAAAAUAAGGCUACAGAUUUAAUCCCUAUAUUCUCAUUAUCUAGGGUUAGUUCCUGUUAGCCUUUUGGUAUAGAUUCUGCCAAAUAAUCUUUUGUGCGUCCCAGUGUAUAAUUUUUAAAUCAAACUGUGCGCAGUCUUUUGUCGUGUACAUAGCGGAACGUCUUUUUGUGAGAACACGUGGGUUGGCGUCCCUGCUCCGCCUCUGACUUAUUAGCUGGUGGCGCUUGACUGGUCUCAUUAGCGUCCAGUGCCUCCGUUUCCCCAUCGACAAAGUGGAGAUAAUGACGCCCAUCUAAGGGGGU
Messenger RNA from Panthera uncia (snow leopard), 3052 nucleotides. RefSeq names its product GSG1 like (gene GSG1L). The record is from RefSeq and is a predicted model, not a curated record. The transcript is spliced from 6 exons. The coding region runs from base 352 to 1284 and encodes 310 amino acids. Gene Ontology annotation, cellular component: plasma membrane. NCBI's taxonomy places the organism in Eukaryota, Metazoa, Chordata, Mammalia, Carnivora, Felidae.